UAUAAAGUCAAAACAUUGCUAUAACAGUAGUAUACUUUCUUCGAAUAUCCUCAUACAAUCCUCUCUUUUUCUUCCAUCUGCUUCAGCUUUCCCCCAGCAAUGACGCUUUUCUUCAAGAUCAUCGGAACCCACCAGAUGUUAAUGCUGUUGCUGGCCGUUCUGAUCGUUUCUUGUUCAUACACCCAGAAAGCACAAGCCUUUAAAGCACCCUUUCGUCCCGGAGACGUAUUGCCGCUGCUGCCAAGGCAAGUUUCUUGGCCUGUUUUGAACAAACUCAACAACGCAGUGGACCUUCUGCCCACUUUUGUCGGGGCGGCCUCUGCUACAAACAAUUCACUCUUACACUGGAAAGGAGCUUGCUUUUACAACAACACUGCUUGGUUGGUUUUUCACAACAACAGUGGAAGUAGAUUUGGGGGUGGUACUCUCCACAUUAAGGUUAGCAAUGCACAUAGUUGGACAUGUAUGGAUCUUUAUGUCUUUGCAACCCCGUAUCAAGUAACAUGGGACUAUUACCUUCUUUCUCGUGAGCAUACCCUUGAUUUCAAAGAGUGGGAAUCAGAAGCUGAAUUUGAAUAUGUGAAAAAUAGGGGGGUUUCGAUUUUUCUCAUGCAAGCAGGGAUGUUGGGAACCCUUCGGGCUCUCUGGGAGGUGUUGCCUUUAUUCACGAAUACUGAUUGGGGUCAGAAUGCUAAUCUUGCAUUUCUUGAAAAGCACAUGGGUGCUUCCUUUGAAGAACGACCUCAACCAUGGGUCACCAACAUUACGGUGGAUGAUAUCCACUCUGGAGAUUUCCUUGUGUUGUCCAAAAUUCGAGGCCGAUGGGGUGCCUUUGAGACCCUAGAGAAGUGGGUGACUGGGGCUUAUGCUGGUCACACUGCUGUCUGCUUAAGGGACUCUGAAGGAAAGCUAUGGGUUGCUGAAUCAGGACAUGAAGAUGAGCAGGGAGAAGACAUUAUUGCCGUCUUACCGUGGGAUGAAUGGUGGGAAUUUGAGCUGACAAAAGAUGAUGCCAAUCCGCAGAUAGCACUGCUUCCCUUGCAUCCUGACCUUCGUGCCAAGUUCAACGAGAGUGCAGCCUGGGAAUAUGCAAAAAGCAUGUCUGGAUUACCUUAUGGUUAUCAUAACUUGAUAUUUAGCUGGAUAGACACUAUUAACGGAAAUUAUCCAGCACCUUUGGAUGCUCACCUGGUUGCUUCAGUUAUGACUGUUUGGACUCAGUUGGCUCCUGCGUAUGCUGGUAACAUGUGGAAUGAAGCAUUGAACAAACGACUUGGAACUCAGAACUUAAGUCUUUCUGAAAUUAUUGUCGAAGUCGAGAAGCGUGGAUCAUCUUUUGGUGAAUUGUUGGCAAUUCCUGAACAAGAUAAUUGGGUUUAUGCUGAUGGGAAGUCAACAUCGUGCGUUGCUUUUGUCUUCGAAAUGUACGAGGAAGCAGGGCUGUUUGGUGAACUUGCAAGCUCUAUUCAAGUCACUGAGUUCACAAUAAAAGAUGCUUACUCUCUCAAGUUCUUUGAAAACAAUUCAAGCCGUUUGCCCAAGUGGUGCAACGAUGGGGACACGGUAAAACUCCCUUUCUGCCAAAUUCGAGGGAAAUACAGGAUGGAAUUACCUGGAUACAAUACCAUGGAUCCUUAUCCUCACAUGAACGAGAGGUGCCCAUCCUUGCCACCGAAAUAUCUCAGACCAGCAGGCUGCUGAUACAUGAGCUGCCUGAAAUUGUAGUUUUAAAUUAUCUUGUACAUCUUAGUUGGUUAACAUGUAAUACUCAAAACGUUUGGCCUGCCUAAUGUCGUCCACCCGGUACAAGUGAAGACUUGUAUCCUUAGAAGAUUUGUAAUAUUUCAUGGAAAACCAGUAGCCCAUGAUUGUACAGCACAAUCCCUAGAGUAUUUGAAAUACAGCCCAAUUUACAGGAGAAAAAGGGUUCCAACAGAAAACUGUAGACUAUUGUUAUGUUCAACGGCACAUGAAUGCUUAUACGCAGGUUUCAUAACUAGGAAACCAUAUAUUUCUGUUA
Molecule: messenger RNA, 2020 nt
Organism: Sesamum indicum (sesame)
Lineage: Eukaryota; Viridiplantae; Streptophyta; Magnoliopsida; Lamiales; Pedaliaceae
Source: RefSeq, a predicted model, not a curated record